Messenger RNA from Prunus armeniaca (apricot), 234 nucleotides. The record is from the annotation of a GenBank genome assembly. NCBI's taxonomy places the organism in Eukaryota, Viridiplantae, Streptophyta, Magnoliopsida, Rosales, Rosaceae.
AUGGAGAUUAGGCUUGUCGCCUGCGAGCGUAUGUCAGGGACACAAUGCUCGAAAAAGACUCCAUUGAGUUUGUGCUUCGUGAAGCAGCUUGUCUGCAAUGGAGAUGAGGCUUGUCGCCUGCGAGCGUAUGUCAGGGACAAAAUGCUCGAAAAAGACUCCAUUGAGUUUGUGCUUCGUGAAGCAGCCUGUCUGCAAUGGAGAUGGGGCUUGCUGCCGCCAUGUGUAUGUUCGUAA